AUGACACAACCACCGAUAUCUUCUCUGAUCCGACGAUAUAGUAUGAAAGCAGAGCACGAGUCGCCUAACAAUCCGCUCACCCAGGCUCUAAGCUCUACGAUCAAAGAGCGAGAUGACUUAGAAAGGCAGUCCCAGCGCCAGGCCGAAGAAUGGACCAAAUGGCUCAAGUUCGGGGAAGCUACAGACGACGCGGGUUUGAAGCGGUUAGAUGACGGUCGCAGGAGCAUUGUGGAGAUUUGGCAGCGAUUUAGGGAGCAUCAUCAUGAACUUCCAGCAGUGGGCGCCGGCCAGCUCGUUCCAGAGGUACCGAACAUUAUAACGUUGAGGAACAUCAUCCAAGACGCCCAAGUGGAAUGGCAAGCUAAAAGAAGUAAAGGAUUGGGAAAGAUCAAAAGUUAUGUUGCAGACUUUUUGGAGAUGAUGGACGAUCAUUCUUACCUGUUCAAAUUCAUUCCGACCGGAGAUAAAUACAUCAGCCUCAUCACGGGCGUCGUGUCGUCGGUUGUCAAGAUAUGUGCCAAUUAUAAGAGAAUUGCUGAAGGGUUCUUUUCCGCCUUAGUUGACCUCAGCAGUGAUGUGAGGCUGGUCCAAAAGAAGACAGAUAUCUGGGACAGCCCGGACAUGAGGACGCUCGUGGUUGACUACUAUGUGAUGGUCUUCGAAUUUCUCUGCAACGCAAUGUCAUGGUUCAGUCGACCACGCCAUCGAUAUCGGACGAUCCUGGAUAGGAGUUCCUAUGAUCACGAAGUCAGGGACUUGGUCGAUCGGAUGAAAUCAGCGGUAGCACGGAUCCGCGACGAAGCGGCACAUCUCGCAGAGAAGCAGGUCUUGGGAAUCAACAGCAAGCUGGGCCAAGUUCUGGAUAUUGUCAGCCCACAGUCAAUUGACGCCUCUGGUAUUGAUGUCUCUGGGAAAUUUCUCUAUCUUCACGUUGUGGGGAGUGGGAGUCGUGGCGAUAGCCGGGAUGCGACGCAGGCGAAGCUCCAUCACUUCGGUCAGCUUGUAGGAUCAUGUUCGCUGGAAACUCUGCAGGACAUUGAGAAAAAUUCAGGAUACGUUCGGCAGUCGGUGACGAUAGGUGAGAAGCCGGUGAGCCCGAGAGAUGUUCAGCCGAUGGAUGUUCAGAUUGCAGAAGUCGAGACAUUGAAAGAUGAGUCAGACUCUGGUAUAUUUAAAGCCACGAUGUCCUUCGCAGAAUACACGGAGGAUGGCAGAGAAGAGCUUUCCAACGCGCUCCGGGGAAACCCAUCUUCUCUGCUGCCACAGGAAGUGUUGAGUGAGAUCCAGAACUGGGUGCGGAGCCCCCAAUCCAAGAUGAUCUGGAUAGAGGGGGAUCCUUUAUCCUCUUAUGGUUCCAAUCUCUCCUUGGCAGCCAUGCAGCUGUGCGCAAUUAGCACCAGGGCACAUAUUCCCUGUAUCUCUUUCUUCUGUAAGCCAAGGUAUAAUUUUGCCACGAAUUUUUCGAAUCAAGAAGCCUCUGUCAUCGCAUUGUUGUACACCAUCAUCGCACAACUUACGCGUCUACUUCCCGCAGACUUCCACGGUGCUCCGAUACUCCUGGGGCAGUUUGAACUUCUUGACGGGGCGAUAGGGACUGCCUCCACUGCAUUGAACAUAAUCAGAGAGCUCUUGGUGCAUGCGCCGCCAUCAAUUAUCUGGGUCAUUGAUGGACUUCAUCUGGCAGAGAACAGCAGUACCAUUCACAUCCUUGACGACUUUGUGGCCAUACUGCGUGAGCAGGAGAGGUUCCGGCUUUCCAAGGUAUGCUUUACGACUGAUGGAAACAGUCAUACCCUGUUGCCGGCUAUUAUGGUGAAUGAGCGAGUAGACGCCUCCCGAAUGGCUCUAGCAGGACCUAGAAGACACUUGUAUGGAGGGGGGGACAUCUUAGCCGAGAUGAAUAGUUGGUGA
Messenger RNA from Aspergillus niger, 1911 nucleotides. RefSeq lists its product as uncharacterized. The transcript has 5 exons. Bases 1 to 1911 code for a protein of 636 amino acids. The record is from RefSeq and is a predicted model, not a curated record. NCBI's taxonomy places the organism in Eukaryota, Fungi, Ascomycota, Eurotiomycetes, Eurotiales, Aspergillaceae.